GAUGUCUUAUUUCGCAUCUCAAUCGGAAAAAGCUUUUAAAGAGGCUAGAUGUGAAAUACAAAGACUCACUUUUCAAAUGGAAGAACUUUGUAAAAAUUCAGUGGAAGAAAGUGAACGAGAAGAUUUGAAAGCUACAAAACACCAUGUUCGAGAUCCUAUCAUUGUGAAGACGAAAGGUAAUCCGGGUAACUUAAAAGACAAAUUUAAAAAACCAAGGCAUUGUGGGAAAUGUAAGAAAGUAGGACACACUGUUCGAAAAUGCCCAGAGUUCGUCAACACUCACAAUGCAUUUAUCAACAUUGAAGAUUCAAUUGAAGAUAUGGGGGACAUGCAUUCAUUACUAAAUCACAACAUGGAAGGUGGAUCAAGACACGGGACAAAUGAAUUUUCUCAAAAUACAACACUUGGCACAUUUCAGAAUCCAGAAACGAGCUUAAAUGAUUCAUGGCUCGGGUUACAUCCACCAAAUUACUUCACAAACCAAGUCACCAUGAACCACUUUACAUCCGGAAUUUCGGGAGCAAGUUCUACAUAUCAUAACCAAUGAGUUGUACUACAAUGCAAAAAAUUAUGUACAAAAAAAAAAUUUCAACUCUUGAUUGUAUUCUAUACUCUUUUUCUCUUUAUUUUUGCAUGAUUCUGAACUUUAUCUAAUAUUAUAGCUUUCUCACUAUUUUCAUCAUCAAGAAGUAAUUCGAUUGCC
Vitis vinifera (wine grape) is the source of this 703-nucleotide messenger RNA. RefSeq lists its product as uncharacterized. Gene Ontology annotation, molecular function: nucleic acid binding; zinc ion binding. The coding region runs from base 2 to 547 and encodes 181 amino acids. The transcript is spliced from 4 exons. The record is from RefSeq and is a predicted model, not a curated record. Lineage: Eukaryota; Viridiplantae; Streptophyta; Magnoliopsida; Vitales; Vitaceae.